AUGAGGGACAGACAGCACACGCCCCCGCCCCGAAUCCGUCCCGAGCCGGCGGUCCUCACGCUGGGCCGCAGCCUUCCGGCCUUUGCCGCCCGCCGUCCCCCUCGGUCCGGACGCCGAAGCACACUCACCGCUGCAGGACCGGGAGGGACAGCUUCGCGGGAAAGGCUACGCGGAGACGCUCGAAUACCGCCCUCAGGCGACCGGCGGCACAGCAGCCAUCUUGUUGUGUUGUGCCGGUUGCCGCGAGGAGCCGCUGGGCAUGGGCGGGGCUUGUUCUCGCCACGCCCCCGGGAGCUCGCGGGUGGGGCGGGCUGUCUCUUCCCGCCACUCGUGCCGCCGGCGGGCGCGCUCAGCUUCGGGUGCGGAGCUGGCAGGCGGGCUGCGCUCAGCCUUCUGGGCACCGAGUCUGUGAGGAGAGGCUUCCCAACCCAGCGGUGGGGGAGGCGGGCCACUCCUGUCCCCGAGUUCCCAACCGAGGGACCAGUGAUGGGGGUGUCCACACCAUUCACACUUGGGGUGGUGGAAGGCUGCCUCGAAGCACCCCAUCCCGUACCCAACUAUUUCGGAGGCAAAAUUGGAAACCUAGCCAGCCGGACGUGGCUGCGCGAAAGAACUGCGUGGGCUCCAGCUGCCAUCUCUUUGAGUUUUCCCGAUGAGCGCGGAAGCCUUAAUGAUUCGAAAGAACUUAGAAUAAUAUCUGACAUUUAGGGUUUGCUUGGUAAAGAGACCAUCCUGUACAAACCCGGGAAGAAUCGGGGAAGAGAACUUGACAAUGAGUAAUUAAGUAAUUCAGUGCGGUUGGAAGAAGAUGUAAGUAAUACACAAAUGUAGUUCAUUAUGGCUUGUGCAAAAGUCUGAAGUGGAGAAGCUAAAGAUGGAAGAGGAACCUUAUGAGCACCACUAAAGCACUUGCUGUUUUAUGAUAGAAGCAGAGGUCAUUUUACCUAACAGGAAAUUCUGGUGAUUUCCAACAGGGGGCGCUAUUUACUUUCAUUUGAAUAACGCUCCCCUCCAUCACUGUGCGCCACAACAGUCUUGCAGACGAAAAGCAACCCAUACAAAGAUCCAUUUCGCCUUGAAAGGAAGUUGUAUCCAUUCUUAGUCAAAGUUCAAAUGUUAUGUAAUAGUUUAGUAUGUGUAAAUUGCUGAGAUUUCCGUUCUGUUCUCUGCUUUGAUACGCGUCUACUUGUCUUUUCAACCAAAGACUUGGACUUACUGCUCAAGCUCGAGGCUGUACCCCGUCAUCCGCAGCGCCAUUCAGACGCAUUCCAUUGCCAGAUGACGCUGUGCAAGAGUUAAUUCACCAGUCCUGUCAGUAGCGCUCCAGAAAUGAGCACAAAUUUCCAGGGAGUCUUGUAACUCUUAUUAUCAUUUGGUUUCAUGUUGCCCUGUUUUCCUUCUUCAUACAGACCUUCUCUGGGGUCUAGCAUGGUGAAAACCCUGGGUGUGCCUCCAGCCUUGAAGACUUCAGAAGAGAGAUCAAAGUCGUUGUUCUCGGUUGUAUGUAAUCUACAAUAUAGUUACCAGCUAGGGAGAUGUGAAGGCAGCCUGACUGUGACCUGUCUGCAGGGUUGAAAGAUGAACCAGGACAUGGUGGCUUCGUUCUCGCCAGCUCUUUUGUCUACCCAAACCCUAGCUUUGCAACCCACACUAAGCAUUGCACGCAUCACCUUUAAAAGGGAACCAGAGGAACUUCUCAGGCAGAGGUGGCAGCCUCCACUGUUGCUAUUUCUAUAACUCCCUAACAUGACUCUAAAAGAUUAACUAAAUUACAGCUAUGUUUAAAAAUAAAGC
Molecule: messenger RNA, 1794 nt
Organism: Myodes glareolus (Bank vole)
Lineage: Eukaryota; Metazoa; Chordata; Mammalia; Rodentia; Cricetidae
Source: RefSeq, a predicted model, not a curated record